CGCCGGCUGCUGCCUGGAUCGCUCGCUCGCUCGCUUACUUACUUGGGGUCCGGGAGGAAGCAAAGCCCGGAGUCCGGACCCCGGAGGGGUGAGAGGAAGAGGAGAGGUAACAACAGGAGACUUUGGAGUUCUUCAUACAGGCCCAGCUGCCCCACUUGGCUUUUCUGCUUAAGAUCUCAAGAUGGCAGCCAACGGCGUGGCGGGAUCUGGUUUAGAAAACCUUGAGCAGCGCGUCCAUCAGAUCAACCAUGAGUCUUUGGAGAGCACCCUGCGGAUGCUGCAGUAUAUCGAGAAGAGCAAAGAUGCUGGAAUUCAGACUUUGGUCAUGCUGGACGAUCAGGGAGAGCAGCUGGACCGGAUUGAGGAUGGUUUGGACCAGAUCAUCCAAGACAUGAAGGAGGCGGAGAAGAACCUCACGGACAUGGGCCAGUGCUGUGGCCUUUUUGCCUGUCCUUGCGCCAAGUUAAAGAGCUCAAAAGCCCUCGAGGCCAGUAAGGCGGCAGCCGGCAGCACCGAGGAAAACGUGGUCUCUCGGCAGCCCUGCAUGGUGGCUGACGGGAACCAAAUGGUGAUGAGUGGCCCAUUCAUUCCACGGAAAACAAAUGAUGUGGAGGAAGAGAUUGAGCAGAAUCUGAUCCAGGUGGAGAGUAUGCUGAGCAACCUGCGCAGUAUGGCCAUGGACGUGAGCAAUGAAAUUGACAUCCAGAACAAGCAGGUGGAGAACAUUCGGGAGAAGGCCAUCGCUAAUGUGGUUAGCAUCAACGAAGCCAACAACCAGACCACCAAGAUGCUGAAGAAGGCCUGAAUCACCCUCUGGCUCCUCUUGCCCCCCCCUCCAAACACCCCACCACCACCCAGCUUCUUCCAGCCGAUCUCCAGCAUGGAUUGAGUCCAACAGAGCCCAUUUCCAUCAUGUUCUGCCUUUGGAAACCCAUCCAUUUCCAGAAGAAGCCCGUUUGCUUGCCGGUGGGUAAAAUAGCAACGGAGGUGCAUUGAGCUGCAGCCCAAAACAGAUUAGCCCUGUUGAAGGCCUCUAUCCCUCAAUCCUGUGUGCAGGCCAGGAUUCCGACACCCCCCCCACCCCCCCACCCCGUGCAAGAGGGUGUUGCCAGCUUGGUUUCUCCAGGCCUUCCUUCCUCCAUCUGGAAGGACACACACACACACACAUAGACACACAAACACCCCUUGAUGCUUUGCAGCCCCCAGUUCCCAAAGACACCUCAGCCUGCAUGAAUGGCUGGCCAGCCAGGCUGACUAGAGGGACCCAGGCUCAUUCCUCCCUGGAGAAGACUCAGUGAGGCCAAUGGGGCUUUGAUCCAUUAUCAUGACUCCAUGAAAUCGCCUCAUUGAUUUCCCUGGCUCCAUUUCUCAAACUGACUGAGUCUGGAUCCAGACCAUAAAUUCUUAGGCAGGUCUGUUCUGCUAUGAGUUUCUGCCACUCUGUCUUAGGGCUGCCCCCCUCCCCCAGUUGGCCUUGUGGGUCAAAAAAGCCUCCAAAGGGGAGGCAGAAAUUGUGAUUCUGUUUAAUAAAUGGGAAGCCUCCCGCCUCCCCUCCCUCUUGUCCUCCUCCCGACAGCUGCCACACCCUCUAGUGGGACUGAGGCCCAGAGCCUCGCUUUCUUCCAGGAUCCGUCCCUCUCUCCCUGGCAUCUUCUGUUAAAAGCAUCAGGGGGCUGGCCAUGGCAGCAUUAGGGAUGCUGAAUGGGGGCUGGGGGGGAAGAGAACCUUCCCUGGCACAGAUCCUGGGGAGACGGGGUGGGGUGGGGUGCUGGCCAGAGCAGGGGGUGAUGAUGAAAAGGCAGCCCGCCUGGCUGGCUUCAAGGCAAGUUGCCACCGUUUAGCUUUUGACCUGUCUGUUUUCACUCGUUGUGAUUCUAAAUGUUUAUGGUGACCAAAUGGGGUGUCUGUUUUCUUCAAAAAAAGAUACACUUUUUAAAGUACAUGUGAAUCUUUUUGUUUGUUUGUUUAGAAUGGUAAAUGGUUCCUGUUCCUGUAUGCUCCUGCUAGUUUGUGGUUGCUAAACAGUUCUAGGUUUAGCAGUUCUCCAGCCGCCGCCCCCCCCCCCAGGCUUGCACCCCUGGUUCUCUCUGCUGAGUCCUUAAAAGGGGGGAGCAGUAGAGAUAGCUCAGCUGCAGGGCUGCCAAGGGAGCUGCUUCCUGGUCACCUGU
This is a messenger RNA of Pogona vitticeps (central bearded dragon), 2168 nucleotides long. RefSeq names its product synaptosomal-associated protein 25. The record is from RefSeq and is a predicted model, not a curated record. Gene Ontology annotation, molecular function: syntaxin-1 binding; SNAP receptor activity; voltage-gated potassium channel activity. NCBI's taxonomy places the organism in Eukaryota, Metazoa, Chordata, Lepidosauria, Squamata, Agamidae. Gene Ontology annotation, cellular component: SNARE complex; plasma membrane. Gene Ontology annotation, biological process: synaptic vesicle priming; exocytosis; synaptic vesicle fusion to presynaptic active zone membrane.